Molecule: messenger RNA, 5501 nt
Organism: Vanessa tameamea
Lineage: Eukaryota; Metazoa; Arthropoda; Insecta; Lepidoptera; Nymphalidae
Gene: Gprk1
Product: G protein-coupled receptor kinase 1
Exons: 16
Coding region: 393-2501 (702 amino acids)
Biological process (GO): G protein-coupled receptor signaling pathway; regulation of signal transduction; protein phosphorylation
Molecular function (GO): ATP binding; G protein-coupled receptor binding; G protein-coupled receptor kinase activity
Source: RefSeq, a predicted model, not a curated record
AUUAUGUAUAAUAUAUAUAUGUAUGCGAUUCAAAGCUACUUGAAAUGACGGACCGUAAGCGAGUGAUGGUGGAUUUGGGUUAUACAUUUAAUGAUUGUUGUUUAAUCUUACUCAUUCGCGUGUAUAAAUAGAUAAAGAAUCUUAUAAGAAAAACUAAUGCGAGUUACUAUCUAUUAUAUUGCAGCGAGCCCUUAUGUACGUCGUACAUUAUUAUACGAAAGAAAAUGUGUCAAUCCCCAUCAACAUUUGUUUUAGAUCAGUGAACAGUAGUCAUGUGAAGAAGGUUAUGACUUUAAGUAGGGAAUCUAAUUGGAAAUUAGGUGUGAAAUUAGUGAUUGUGUAGUGUACGAGUGCUUAGUAUUUUGUGGUGAAGGUGAUUAUUCAGUCUCAAAAUGGCGGACCUCGAGGCUGUGCUGGCCGACGUCAGCUACUUGAUGGCAAUGGAGAAGUCCAAAUGCACUCCAGCAGCAAGAGCCAGCAAAAAAAUCGUUUUACCUGAUCCAAGCGUUCGGAGUGUGAUGCAUAAAUAUAUGGAGAAGAAAAAUGAAGUAAAUUUCGACAAAAUAUUUAAUCAAGUUCUAGGUUAUUUAUUAUUUAAGGAAUUUUGCGAACAAACGUCAGAAGAACCAGUGCCACAAUUAAAAUUUUACGAAGAGAUAAAGUUAUACGAAAAGCAGGAAUGCGUGGAGGAAAGGCGAAGAAUCGCGAGAGAUAUUUAUGACAAUUUUAUAAUGAAGGAACUAUUAGCACAUUCGCACGAUUAUUCUAAAGAAUGCGUCGCGCAUGUACAAAAAUAUCUAAUGAAACACGAGGUACCACCGAAUCUAUUUGAGCCCUAUAUUGAAGAAAUAUUCCAGCAUUUAAGAGGAGAACCGUUUAAAAAUUUCUUAGAAAGUGAUAAAUAUACGAGAUUUUGCCAAUGGAAAAAUUUAGAAUUGAAUAUUCAGUUGACAAUGAACGAUUUUAGCGUACAUCGUAUCAUCGGUCGAGGAGGCUUCGGUGAAGUUUAUGGUUGCCGAAAGGCGGACACGGGGAAGAUGUACGCUAUGAAAUGUUUGGAUAAGAAGCGUAUCAAGAUGAAGCAAGGCGAGACGCUCGCUCUAAACGAGCGAAUCAUGCUCUCUCUAGUCAGUACCGGGGUGGAUUGUCCAUUCAUCGUGUGCAUGACGUACGCGUUUCACACGCCCGACAAGCUUUGCUUCAUUCUGGACCUUAUGAACGGUGGGGAUCUCCAUUACCACCUCUCCCAACAUGGCGUCUUCAAUGAGGCAGAAAUGAAGUUUUAUGCAGCCGAAGUCAUAUUAGGUUUGGAACACAUGCACAAACGGCACAUAGUGUACAGAGAUUUGAAACCAGCGAACAUAUUGCUCGACGAACACGGUCACGUUCGGAUAUCCGACCUUGGACUUGCUUGCGACUUCUCUAAGAAGAAACCGCACGCCAGCGUCGGAACCCAUGGUUACAUGGCACCCGAAGUGCUGUCCAAGGGUACCGGAUACGACUCUUCGGCUGACUGGUUCAGUUUCGGCUGCAUGCUCUACAAGCUUCUGAAAGGUCAUUCGCCCUUCCGCCAACACAAAACUAAGGAUAAACACGAAAUAGACAGGAUGACUCUCACCAUGGUACAUAAUGUCGAACUGCCUGAAUCAUUUAGCCCAAGUCUGAAGAGUUUGUUGGAAGGAUUAUUACAAAGAGAUAUCAACAAGCGACUCGGCUGCAAGGGACGAGGCGCCGACGAGGUGAAGGAGCACGUGUUCUUCGCCGGCAUCGACUGGCAGCAGGUGUACCACCAGAAGUACACGCCGCCGCUCAUCCCGCCGCGCGGGGAGGUCAACGCGGCCGACGCCUUCGACAUCGGCAGCUUCGACGAGGAGGACACCAAGGGCAUCAAGUUGACAGAAGCCGAUCAAGCACAAUACAAAGACUUCCCGCUCGUGAUAUCCGAGCGCUGGCAGUCAGAGGUGGCGGAAACCGUGUUCGAGACGAUCAAUCAGGAGGCUGAUAAACUCGAAAUGAAGAAAAAGUCCAAGCAGAAGCAAAAGUUUGACGCUGACGAAAAAGAGUCUGAUUGCAUAUUGCAUGGAUAUAUCAAAAAGUUAGGCGGACCAUUCGCUAGUGCUUGGCAGACACGUUAUGCCAAACUUUAUCCCAACCGCCUGGAACUCCAUCUCGAGAACAGCGCCAAGCCAGAAAUGAUCCUCCUCGACACCGUCGAAGAAGUGUCCUCCGAUUUGGUCUCCGUCAAAGGCGAGCAGUGUAUCGUGUUGAGGACUAGGAACGAUACCAAAAUCGUUCUAACCAAUACCGACGAGAUCGGACUCAAGGAGUGGGCGAUAUCGCUGCGGUCGGCGCACAAGUGCUCCCAGGAGCUGCUGGCGUCCAUGGCGAAGAAGGCGGGCAAGAUCUACGGCACGGACGGCGCGAAGGAGUCGCUGGCGCUGGGCCGGCCGCCGCCCGCCGCCUCGCCCGCGCCCGCGCGCGCGCCCAACGGGAGCAACUAGCACGAGCUUUCCGCGCCCAACAAGGGCGCGAAGAUGUUCCGCCGCUCCAAGAGCGCCGCGCAGCUCAUCAAGUGAGCGGAACAUGACGAUCGGUGCGAGUGCUGCGAGUGGUGUAGUGAAACCGACCGAAGUACGAUGCCAUGUCGACGUGGUGCGGAUUGUGAGUGGUGUGCCCGUUAGUGUAGUCGGAUCGUCGAUCGAGGAUUGACCGUUGAGGUAUUCUGAUUUAAUAGAUUUAUGAUAUGAAGCUACUAGACGAACGAGCGGACGGCCUCGGCCGUUUCCAUAUUUGUAAACUGAGAGUUCAAUGAGAGCCGCUCGAGUGCGGCGUUAGCGUCGUUCCCCGCCCGAAGCCGCCGCUCGUUAGUAAGGACUAUAGUGACUAUUAGGACUGCCAAUUAUUAAUAAAUAAAUGCUGUUCGUAUUUUUAUUGUUGUACGAAUCGAUGAUAUAGGCAUUCAAUAAAGUGUAUAAAUAAAAUUCCUUUACAGUGACUUUAUUGGGUAUAACUUUUGUAAUUGUUUGCACGGAUUAAAUUUUGUAAUUAUUAAUGUAAACAUUCUGGAUGUUGUAUUUAACUAUGUAAAAUAUUAAUAAAAUAUAAUUCUAGUAGAUAUAGAGAUUACCUAUAUGUCUGUGUUUGUGCAAUAGAUAAUAAAACUAAAAAAAAAAUACAAAUUGACUAAUUGACAUUGGUUAUUAAUAAAAAUUAGUGUCUUGACAUUUCGAUUCGAAAGUGUAUAUUGAUAGUUGCUUGAAAUUAAUCGAUUUAAAUUAUAAUUAGAGAAUCUAGCACUUCAGUUACAUCUGUCUAUUGCACAAUAUGUAUAAAAUAUAACUUAUAUUGUAUUUAUGUUAUCUCUGCUGGCUCUCUUGUGCAAUUUGAAUAAGUUUGCAUUGCAUUAUGUGUAGUUAAAUCAAUUUUGCAAUUAUUUAUUACAAGGUACUUAAAUUUAUAUUUGUUUCAUAUCUACUGUUGCAUAUGCAAUAAGUUUGUUAUUUAUUCAAAUAGAAAAAGAUAUAUAAGUAAAGUUAUUAUAAAAAUAAUCUCCUUUCAUAUGAAAUAUAGAGGCAAUACUUUUCUAACUACCUUAGGUGUGGUAAUAACAAUAGUUGUGAAGAAAAUAAUUAAUUAGAGAGAAUUUAAAUGAUAUUCCAAUUUUAAGAAUUUUAUCAUAAUUAUGUUCUCCACAUGAUGUUGAAAGUGACUUUUACAGAGACAUUUGUAUGUUUUAUAACAAUGCAAUUUAUUUAAACGAAAGUUUAUGUCUGAUACAGAUUUAAUUGUUUGUCUCCUACUAAAUUAUAUCACAAUUUUAAGUGCAUGUCGUAAAUCUGGAUCGAAAUAGUCUGAUUGUUUUAAACAAUAUAAAAUAAUAUUUUCGAGAAAUUUAAUUAAUUAUUUAUUAUUAUCAAGAGCUAUCUGAGUACUAGUGUUCAAUAUGAUAUAAUAAUACUGAGUUUAUAAUUAAUUAGGCCAUAAAUUAACAAGCAUUUUGGUGGUUGAUUAUAUCUGAUGAGUGUAUGCGGACACCUCAGUAUGUUUAAACAUGCAAAGGUGACAGGGUGUGAUGUUAUUUUGAAUUAAUAGUUAUUAUUGUAAUAUUGUAGUAUAAAACGAUGCAAUAAAUUUUUAAUUGUACAUAUUAUACUAUUAAAGGCGUAAUAUAAGAAGUCGUAAAAGUCCUAUUAGCUAGUAAAGUAGGAACUUUUCGUUUUACCGAUAGAUAUUUUCUGCCUACCUAUUAGUAAACUCAUUAGAUUUCCGAACUGUGUUUUAUGGAUUCAGAAUUAUUUCGAUUUAAAUAAUAUAUAUUACUUUUGAACUCAUAGUUAGAUGGGUAAAUAUAAUAUAUUAUGUAAUGCAUUUGAAGCUAGUUUCUAAUUAUAUUACAACUUACAUUACAAAGAAAACAAAAAAAAUUUAGAUAGUUUUUUUUUAUAAUAUAAUAAUAUUCUUAAAUAUGGUAAUUGCGCUUAUAAAGUAAGUUCAAUCCAGGUUAUGCCAAUUAUACAACUUAUAAUAGUUAUUCAUAUAAACCCCGGUCUUUUUUAUGUUAUUCUACUCAAAAUAUAUUGCAUACUAAAAUACAUCAAUAAUAUAAAGUAAUCAAAUCAAAAAAAUCCAUCUUCUCUUGAUUUUCAAAACUGGUUAUAUAAAAAUCAUAAUUUUAGAAAUACAUGUUUUAUUUGAUAAAACAUUGUUAUCAUAUAUAAAUAUGGUUCAUAAAGAUUGUAGAUAAGUUACAAUUAAAUAUAAAUGUCAGCUGACAACAUGUAUAAAAUAAUGAAUAUUUAUUCUCUAAUGUUAGAUUUUAUUUUAUAUGUAACUUUUUAUAUAUUAUUUUAUAUUUAAACUCGGCACCUUAUGUAAUAAUAAUAAUAGUGUAUGGAUUAGAUGCUAGUCAAUUGAAUUUACACAACUGGAUAAUUGAAUGAAGUUAUUUUGAAAAUACAAUAGAUAUUUACAGCUUCAACAGUAUUAUAGGUUAGGUUGUUUGAUAAAAUCAUUCUGUCUAAUGUGAUUAAAAUAUUGUUUUAAAAUGUAUAUUCGCAUGUAGGAGGCUUCAGUGUUUGUCUUUAACUAAAUUUAUAUUUAUUUUUGUUGCUUCUGCUCUUUACUUCUAAACAUUGGUUGAGUAGCUUCAUGUGUGGCUAUUAAGCUAUCGCAAAAUUUUCAGUAAUAUAAUACAAUUAUGUAAACAAUAUGUAGGCUACAAUGGAUUUAUGAAUUCUCAACAUUCCGUUUUGCCAAAUUAGUAUUAAAUAAUAAUGUAAAAAAAGCAUUUAAGGUUUUUUCUAUUGUUUGUAAUUUGCUUUUCACCACAUUACAUAGCAUAUAUUGAUAUUCGAAGUUAAUUUGUUUAUGUAGUUGGUUAUAGAACAAUACACACAGCUAGAUCUGUAUCAGACAAUGUGUUAUCGUACAUACCUCUUUUUAGAAAAUAUUUUUAUUGUGAACCUACAUUAUGUGUAGUAAAUUGUUUAUUUAAUCAUAAA